Molecule: messenger RNA, 3144 nt
Organism: Dictyostelium discoideum AX4
Lineage: Eukaryota; Evosea; Eumycetozoa; Dictyosteliales; Dictyosteliaceae
Exons: 1
Coding region: 1-3144 (1047 amino acids)
Source: RefSeq, a predicted model, not a curated record
AUGGAUAAUAAUAAUAACAAUAUUAUUAAUAAUAAUAAUAAUAAUAACGAAAAAAAUGAAAUAUUAUUUUGGAAAGUUUAUAGAAAUGUUUAUUUAAAUAAACAAAUUUUUACUCAAUUGGAGAAUGACUCAAUUGAAUAUCAAAACCCAAAAAAGUAUUAUAUUGAUAAUAGAAUAAAGUUUAAAAAUGUAAAUUCAUUAGAAAGUAUGGUAUAUAAAAGGCAAUUUAAUCUUUUAGAAUAUAAGUUAAGAAAUAAUGAAUAUAUCAACCUUAAACAUGGAAUUAGAGCAUUUGUUGAUUUUAUUUAUGACGAUUUUAAUGAAAGAAUAGAAUUAUUUAAAUUAUUUUUAGAGAAAUAUUUAGUAGCUGUCCAAGAUUAUGGAAAAAUUGUAAGUGAUGCAAUUGAUCUUAAAAGAUACCAAGUUUUAAAAAUAUUAUUAAAUGAACCAUACUGUUUUAAAAUUGAUAAAAGUUGUUAUCGAAAAAUUUUAGUUGACUAUAAAGGUAGUCAUCAUCAUCAUAAAAAUGAGGAUUUAAUUAUACAAUUAGUUAAUAAACACACUACAGAUCAAGUUAAAUUAAUGGCAAUCGAUCAAUAUGAUUCAAUGUAUCGUAAAACUGGCAGUAAAAUUCUAAUUAAAAUUAAAAUGGAAAUUUUAAUUUUAAUUAGAAUUUUAAAUGUCGCUUUAAAUCUUCCACCCUCGGAUAAAUAUAAUACUCGUUAUUAUUAUUCUUAUAGUAUCUUAAGUACUUUUAAAACCUUGGAUACAAGAAUUCACAAUAAUUCAAAUCAUACCAAUUUUAAUCAUCAUUUACAAUUAAUAAAUUUAAAAGAUAAAUUAUUGAAUUUAAAUUUCUAUAAAAAUGAUUAUAAUGACACUUUUAGUUAUUAUUGGUUAAAUCAACUUUCAAACUUUAAAGGUUAUAAUAAAUUAUUAAUACCUUUAAUUUUAUUACAUUUUAAAAUUUAUUUUAUUUAUAAAAAUAUUAAAAAUAAUAAUAAUAAUAAUAAUAAUAAUAAUAAUAAUAAUAAUAAUAAAAUUUUACCAGAAAACAUUGAAAAUGAAAUUAAAGAAAUUUUAGGUGAAGAUUAUUUAAUAGAUUAUGAAUUUAAAGAAAAACAAUUAUUAAGGUUAUUAAUAAUUGAAAGUCAAUCAAAAUCAUUAUAUAGAUUUUAUUAUGAAAGAUAUAGUCAAACUAUUGAACAAAACUUGAUUACAAAAUUUAAAGUACCAAUUUAUGAAUCAUCUAAUGUUUUUGAUGAUUUACAAAUAUUGGCUAAACUUGGAUUUAAUGAAAAUCUCAAUAGAAUAAUUCAAUGUAUAAAUGAUUUUAUUAAUGAUCAUAAUGUUAGAAUUUGUAAAAACUUUCAUAAAUAUUUUGAAAUAAUAAGAUUUAUUAGAAAUUAUAUAUUUAAUAAUUUUAAUUGUAAUGAAAAUUAUAGUAAAUUAAUUGAAGUAAUGUCAAUUAAUGGUGUGGGAUUAACAAUACUUUAUUUACCAAGUAAAUGGAAUUCUUAUUUAAAAUAUUUUACUCUUGAACAAUUUAAAAAUGAUAAAGUUUUAAUUUCAGAUAAACAAGUUAUAAAAUGGUUAAAAUCAAUUGAAAAAAAAAAGAAUAAAAUGUUUUCAUCAGUUUUAUCAGAAUAUUAUAAAAAAAGAAGAAAUAAUUUAAUAGAGUUUAGUUGUAAUGAAAUUGCUCAAUAUGCAAUCAAAAAAUUAGAGAUUGGUAAUUUUUCAAAUAAAUUCCCACCAAUUAAAUUUGAUAUUAUCAAAUGGUCAACCAUUGAAAAUCAAAAUCCAAUUUCAAAUAUUAUUAAUGAACUUUCUUUUCAAAAUUACAACAUUUUAAUUGAAUCUGAUCAAGAUAAUAAUAAUAUUGAUAUUGAUAUUGUUAAAAAUAAAAAGAAAACAAAUUUUAUUAUUCAAUUAAAUUAUAACCUUUAUAAAUUAAUUAAUAAUGAUAAUUAUUCAGAAAUUCGUAAAUUUUUAAUUCAAAAUUUAAUUAAAAGAAUUUUAAAAAUUAAUGGUGGUAAUGCUUUAAAUCAAAUAUUUAAAACUACAAGUUUUAAAGAUACUUUACAAAAUUAUCCAUUCACAUUUUUUGAAACAUUUAUAAACUCUUUUAAUAACUUUGAAAUUGAAAAUGUUAUAAUGUUUUUAAAUAGUGGAAUUGAUUUCAUAAAAUAUCAAUAUGAUUUUCAACUAGUUUGGAAUAAAAAAGUCGAUCAAGUUAUAGACAUUUACAAAAAAAAAUAUUCAUUUGGUUUUAAUUACACAAAUAUAAUAAAUAAUAUUAAAAGUGAAGUGGUUUUAAAUUUUAUUAACUAUUGGUUAACUCAAGAUAAAAUUCCAUUCAAUUCUGAAAUUAAUAAAUUAAUAGUAAAUCAUUUAUUUAAAAAGUUAAUUCAAACUCAAGGUAUUACAAUUUAUCAAGUUUCAAAAAUUAGAAAUUUAAUAUUAAAUUUAUCAUCAUCAUCAUCAUCAUCAUCAUCAUCAUCAUCAUUACCAAAUAAUAAUGAUAAAAUAAUAUUUUUAGAAGAAACAAAUUUUCAUACUUUUUUUUAUCUUUAUAAUAAGACACCAAAGAUUUCACAUUAUAUAGAGAGUACAGAGUAUUCAAUUUUUAAUUUAAAUUCAAAUUCAGAUGCAAGUUUAUUUGAUUUUCAAUUUAUUUAUAAGGAAUCAUUUGAAAGAUUAAUUGAAAUUUUAAUGGAAAAGGAUAAUGGUAAUGAGCCUACCAAUAAAAAGGUAAAUAAUCAACUAUUAUACUUUUUAGUGAUAAGAAGAAUUGAUUUGUUUUUUAAUCACCUUCAAACUAUUAGAAAAUUGGGAUUGAAUUUUAGAUUUAGUAAAUAUUCAGAAUUGAUAAAAAUUAUUCAACAUCAACAAUUUAGUGGAAAUUCAAAUGAUUCUUUAAAAACUUUUAUUAAUGAAUAUAGAUUAACAAAUUCUAAUAUCACUGAACAAUCAAUUGCAUCACAACUCUUAAUUGAAUCAGUAAAAUUAAAUAGUAAAGAAGAAAUUAUUAAUUUCAUUAUUGAAAACUAUCAACCAGAAAAAAUAACUCUUCCAUCUUCAACCAUUGAUAAUCCUUUAGUUCAAAAAAUUUUAAAAAAUUAUCCAAAUUUGUUGAAGUUUUAA